AUCACACCAGGGAGCAGCGCAGCGGUGAGAGCAGUGCGGGCCGGCCUAGCGACCGACGCUACGGGACUAUGAGCCGGGCAGCUGGGCCGCGGCCGGCCGUUCGGCACAGCGGUUGAUAGCGGCAGCCCAGGGCCGGACAAAAGAGCAGCGGCGCCCGGGCGGAGAGCGAGUGCGGGGAGCAGGACCGAGGGAGCCCAGCAUCGAGCGAGCCGCCCGGCCCCCGCCCCCGGUGCCAGUCCCGGUGGAGAGCGGGAGGCCGGAGCCAUGAGCCAGGCCGAGGUUUCUCCGGCCGCCGCCCCGCAGCGCAUGUUCCAGGAGGCGGUGCGGCGCGGCAACACGCGGGAACUGCAAUCACUGCUGCAGAACAUGACCGACUGUCACUUCAACGUCAACUCGUUCGGGCCCGAGGGCCAAACGGCGCUGCACCAGUCGGUGAUCGCCGGGAACCUGGAGCUCGUCAAGCUGCUCGUCAAGUUCGGCGCCGACAUUCGCCUGGCCAACCGCGACGGCUGGAGCGCGCUGCACAUCGCGGCCUUCGGCGGCCAUCAGGACAUCGUGCUCUACCUCAUCACCAAGGCCAAGUACGGGGCCAGCGGCGGCCGGUGAGGCCGGGACUGUGGGGGCCCAGGCUCAGGACGCGGGCCCGGGCCGACACACGCACACGGCCCGGGCGGCCAGACUGACUUUGGGCCGCUGGUUAAUUCACUGUCGGCUCCCGGCUAUCUACCUCACGAGGCCGGACUCGGAGGAGCGGAGUGCUUGCAGGCGUCACAGCCACGGAGGGCACAAGGCCAGGAUGUGGGCCGGUAGCCAGGCCGGAGGGCGGGGCCCGGGCGGGCGGGGCGGAGCCUGCGGGAAGCGGCCACAAAGGGGCGAUGAUGUAUCAAUAAAUGAUGUAAA
Molecule: messenger RNA, 900 nt
Organism: Mobula hypostoma (lesser devil ray)
Lineage: Eukaryota; Metazoa; Chordata; Chondrichthyes; Myliobatiformes; Myliobatidae
Gene: nrarpa
Product: NOTCH regulated ankyrin repeat protein a
Exons: 1
Coding region: 265-606 (113 amino acids)
Molecular function (GO): protein binding
Source: RefSeq, a predicted model, not a curated record